Molecule: messenger RNA, 7911 nt
Organism: Loxodonta africana (African savanna elephant)
Lineage: Eukaryota; Metazoa; Chordata; Mammalia; Proboscidea; Elephantidae
Gene: ZNF239
Product: zinc finger protein 239
Exons: 2
Coding region: 1466-3166 (566 amino acids)
Biological process (GO): regulation of gene expression
Cellular component (GO): nucleus
Source: RefSeq, a predicted model, not a curated record
AAAUCUGAAAGAAGAGCGUUCUUGGCAAGGGGACAGCUACUGCAAAGACACUAAAUUGGGGAUGAGUCUGAUAUGGUUUAAGGGCCUUCAAGGCCAUUGAGGCCAAAUGUGGUAGUCAGAGAGGAAUGACUCAAGUUGGAUUUGGAGAGGCAGCAGGAACUGGAUCUGUAAAGCCUUGCUGGCCAGAACGAAGAGUUUGGGUUUUACUCGAUGUGUACUGAAAAGCCUUUGGAGGGUUUCAUGCCUGACCUCAUUUGUGUUUUAAAAGAUCACCCUGGCUGUUGUAUAGAAAUUCAUUGUGGGUGGGGGAAGCAAGAGUGGACACAGAGACAAAUUAGGAGGUUGAUGCAGGUGAGAGGUAAUGAUGGCUGGAACUCAUAGGGAUAGUAACGGGCAGUGGAGAGAAGUGGAUAGGUUCAGAUGUGUUUUAGAGGUAGAUAGUUGAUAGAACUUGGUGAUGGAUUAAAUGUGAGGAAGAGGGAAGAGAAUCAAAGUGACUUUUAGGAUUUUGGCUUGAGCACUUAGGUGGGUUGUCCGGCUGCUAACCAAAAGGUCAGCAGUUCAGAUCCACCAGACGCUCCUUGGAAACUCUAUAGGGCAGUUCUACUCUGUCCUAUAGGGUUGCUAACAGUUGGAAUUGACUUGACAGUGGGUUUUGGGGUUUAAUACUCCAUUUGUGUGCAUACCACAGUUUAUCCAUUCAUCUGUUGAUGGGCAUCUAGGUCACGUAUCCAACUUCCCAUCUAACAUCUGCACUUGGAUGUCUACAAGGAACUUAAAACUUAACAGGCCUUAGACAGAACUCUUGUCUCGCCCUCAACAAUCCUCAUCAAUAUCUGCUCUUCCCUAUUCCUUAUUCCUCUCUGUUUUAGUAAACAGCUGCAUGACCCACCUAAUUGCUCAAGCCAGAAUCCUAGGAGUCACUUUGAUUGUCUUAGUUUAGAAGAAGAAAAGACAUGAUUGAUGCGAUGAGGAAAAAAAUUAAGGUAAAAAAUGUAAUGUGGCUGGGAGAAAAAAAAAAAAGAGGGUUAGAGAAUGAUGAUUUUGAUGGAACAGGUAUGGUGGGAGGGGAAGAACAUAAAGAAAAUGAAGAUAUUUUUAAGGUACAGGAUAUUAAGAGAUUAGUAUUUCAAAAGUAGAGUGCUUCCACAUAAUGGCCCUGAUUAUGGUGGUCGGAGUUUGAUGAAAUGGCACUAUGAAGAUUAAGAAAUGCAAGGUUAGAGUGUGGGACAAAUUGUUCUCCUGGCUGACAGGGUUGUCCGGAUAAUGAUAGGAAUGGGGUAGAAAGGGCAUCUAAGCAAUAAUCAUGAGAUGACAGUGACAAGGAAAGACUCAGUAGCUGGAUAGCUUGAUCUUGGGCAGCUUAUGGGCGGAAAGGGAAGGAUUUGGAUGGAAGUUGCAAAGUAGAUAAGAAAGGAAAGAUUUCCUAAUAAAACCUGACUGAUCAUUCAGUUCCCUGAACUUCAUGUUUCUCAUAGACCCUUUUUACCUUUCCCAGUGCUACCCACUGUCACCUUCCUCCCGUGGUAUUUGUGCAGAUGGUUAUUGGAUGAGGAGGAAUGUGCUUAAUGUUUUAGGAACCAGUAACAUUCAAGGAUGUCUCUGUGGACUUCACCAAGGAGGAGUGGGGUCAUCUGAACCCUGCUCAGAGGAACCUGUUCAGAGAUGUGAUGCUGGAAAACUACAGGAACUUGGUUUCGGAGACCUGAAUGGAAAUUCUGAGGAGACUCUUCAAGAGAAAGAACUUAGGCAUCUUUUACAUGAAGAGCUUUCCUGCUGGCCAAUUUUGGAAAAGACGGCCCAAACAGUACCUGGGAGUCAGGAUUAUACCGUGACUCUCCGGGAGGAAGUGUAUGGAGACUCAGACCUACAUCUUGCCCCUUGUCAAAGGUGGAGAGAAGCUUUUUCUCAUAUUUCCAGAAAUAAGAACGUGGUGACUCUUCAAAGUGAUGAUUUAAAAAACAUGGAAAGUAAAGAAUAUCUGUCUUUGAAAGUCCCAAGCCAAAUGCCCACACAAGACUCUUUGGUGAAGUUCUGUAAGAAUGAGCCACAGGAUUCUAAGGAAAGCAAAAGUCUCUUUGUAACGGAAGAAAGCACUGAGAGAAAAGUGAUAUGGGGGGAAAGUCCUCCCAUGGACCAUUGUUCAGACAGCCUUCAAGUUAAACUUCUGUCAGGUGUAACAGAACUGGUCCCUCCAUUAUUCAGUGGUGAGGCAAUCUGCCAAAACGGCCAGUUGAAAGAAUCCUUGGAUCCCUUUGACUAUAACCAUAAAGACAUUUAUGGUUGUAAAUCACAGUUUGUUAGUUAUUGUCAUCAGAAAGCUCAUACAAGUGAGAAACCUUGUAACUGUAAUGACUGUAAAAAAAUACUUAAGACCAGCCCAAAUGUUCGUCCAUAUGAGAGAAUCCACUCAGAAGAGAAACUACAUAAAUGUGUUCGUCAGAGUUCAGAACUACUACAUCAUCAGAGAAACCACACAGAAGAAAAACCCUAUAAAUGUGAGCAGUGUGGGAAGGGCUUCACAAGGAGCUCGAGUCUCCUCAUUCAUCAAGCAGUCCAUACUGAUGAGAAACCUUAUAAGUGUGACAAGUGUGGGAAGGGAUUCACAAGAAGCUCAAGUCUCCUUAUUCAUCAUGCAGUUCAUACAGGUGAGAAACCUUAUAAAUGUGACAAGUGUGGAAAGGGCUUUAGUCAGAGCUCCAAACUGCACAUCCAUCAGCGAGUACACACUGGAGAGAAGCCCUAUGAGUGUGGGGAGUGCGGUAUGAGCUUCAGUCAGCGCUCUAACCUACACAUCCACCAGCGCAUCCACACAGGAGAGAGGCCCUACAAGUGUGGAGACUGCGGAAAGGGCUUCAGUCAGAGUUCAAACCUUCAUAUUCAUCGGUGCAUACACACCGGAGAGAAGCCUUAUCAAUGCUAUGAGUGUGGGAAAGGCUUCAGUCAGAGUUCAGAUCUUCGCAUCCAUCUCCGAGUCCACACUGGAGAGAAGCCCUAUCAUUGUGGCAAGUGUGGGAAAGGAUUUAGCCAGAGUUCCAAACUCCUCAUUCAUCAGAGAGUACAUACUGGAGAGAAGCCCUACGAGUGCAGCAAAUGUGGAAAGGGCUUCAGCCAGAGUUCCAACCUUCACAUCCACCAGCGGGUUCACAGAAAAGAUACCUGUUAAAUGAUGGGAGCCCACUCAGGUCUGCAGUCAGAGUGCUUGUCCUGUAAAGACUGUUAAAUAUUUUUAACAGCACUUUUACCUUUAUAGUCUACAAAGGAGAGAAAUAGUAAAGAUUAUUCAGAUAUGCUCCCCCACUGAAAAGCAUUCAUUUAUUUUAAAAGUAUUUAAAUACCAACCUUUUUUUAUGCUAUACAAAGAGUGGAUUGCUCUGACUCCUCAGAUGCAGAGUGAAAACAUCUGUACUUUAUAAUUCAGCCAGUGUUAUUAGAACUACACUCCUGCCCAGUAUUUCUAACCACAAGUACUUUAUAUUUGUCCAACCAGGACAUGGUUCCCUUGCUGACAUUCUCUAACAAAUGGGAACUCUGAUGUCUCUUCAAAUCACGUGCCUUGUGUUUUUCUGUACUUCUUUCUGGCCCUGAGUAGCUCUCUCUAAACUGAUUGUAUCAUAUGCCAGUUUUAGGCUGAGGGGGUGGCUGGUAGUAUGAUGGACAUGGAAAUUCUUAGGCGGCAGCUACACGAGGAGUGAAAAAAUUAGUAAUGUAGUACAUCCCCAUACACUAUUUUGGUAUGACGUUGAACCUCCCUCUCUCCUCCUUGAAGCAACGGUUCAGAAACAUAAAAACCAGCUGUCUAGUCAGUUCCAGCUCAUGGUGACCCCAUGUGUCUGAGUAGAACUGGGUACCAUAAAGUUUUCAGUGGCUCUUUUUCUUCAGAAGUAGAUCUCCACGCCUUUCUUCUAAGGUGCCUCUGGGUGGACUCAAACCUCCAACCUUCAGUUAGCAGGCAAGCACGUUAACAGUUUGUGCCACCCAGCAACUCCUCGGGAAUAUAAGUAGUUCUUUUUCCUAGGCAUGGCUGAUUUACUCGUAUACUUCCAAACCUCACCACCUCAGGUGACCUCCCUCAAACUAAAGCCAAGUAGGGUGCAUACACCAUGUUGAAACAUGUCAAGUGAAGCUGAAAUAUGUUUUAAGAAUAUUUUAUUCCUCUCAACACUUCUCUGCCUUGUUGCUGUAAAUUUCUUCACCAUGUUCUAUACAAAGCAAAACAAAGGGAAAGUUUCUUAUAUUUUUCAUUUCAGGCUUAUCUCUGGUUCUGAUACUUGAUGUAUAAACCCAUUGCUGUCAAAUUGAUUGCAACUCAUAGCAACCCUAUAGGACAGAGUAGCACUGCCCCAUAGAGUUUCCAAGGAGCACCUUGUGGAUUCAAAUUGCCAACUUUUUGGUUAGCAGCCAUAGCACUUAACCACUAUGCCACCAGGAUUUCCAUUUGAUGUAUAGUACCCCCAAAAUGUCAUUUGAAUUUUUACAGCAUCCCUAACCUCCUUAGAAGUCACUAUGGACAUCUGACACUUACUUGUACAAUUUUUAUAUUUGGCUACAUCACAUAAAAUUUUUUUUUUUUUCAAGGAAGGCAUAAAGUGCAAAAAAGAAAGCCUAUCUAGUUGGAAUGAUCAGGGAAGUCUGCAUGAAAAAGGCAAUUUAAGAAAGCUCUUUUUUUAUUAACAUAGAUUUUUAAGAACUAUAUUUAGUAUGUUCGGGAAGGCCAGGCUUAUCACUUGGGUAUUAUGGGUGGAAACGGAUGUGGGGAUCGAUACCUCAAAAAGUGAGGCAUUCAUUCCCUACAAGUUACUAAAGAAGCUCAUGCAACAGCUGAGGGUAGAAAAACAAUUCAAAUGCAUAACUAAAUUGGAAAUUACUAGACAGUGAGCUCCAAAUUACAGCCCUGUUUUUCUAAAAAAAAAAAGUUUUUCUAAACAAAGGUUAUAUUCUUCAAGCAGUGCUGAAGAGGUUGCCUAGUAUUCUAUAUCCGUUUUCCCCCAAAUACAAGUAUGCAUAUAUAAAAAAUAGCAGACAGGGAAAAUAUGGAUACCUUAUUAACUUAGGAAGGGGGACUGCAACUGAGAGAUCUAUCUAGACCAAAGGUAACCUUAGGCAGUUCACUGGGAAUAAGCAGGCGAGGUAUUAUACAUUGAAGCCAUUAAAUCAGGGGGAGCAUAGCUAAUCUCUAAUAUGGAAUGAAAGAGUAAAACAUUUGCCUCCCUUCAAAAGAUGGUCCCAGAAUAUUUGACUCCAACUCCAAGCAUGACAUGUGGGGAUGAUUUAGGGUGAUGACAGCAUUGCAUAACACCCCUCCUUGCCUGCUUGGAUACUAUGAGGCAGACUCAUAAAUGAGGUGAUUGUUUCAGUGAUCUCUAAAACAAUGAAUGCCCUCCCAGUUCCUCCCACCCUUUUAUAACAUUGAGCCUGAACAUCUGUUCUUGUGGAUUUGACUUUUCUAUUUCAUGUGUCUUCUAAUUGGCUGGUAAUACAUAAAUCUAAUGGGGAUUUGGAGCCAAAUAAGUAACACUAGGACCCAUUUGGAAACCCUGGUGGUGUAGUGGUUAAGAGCUACAGCUGCUAACCAAAAGGUUGGCAGUUCAAGUCCACCAGGUGCUCCUUGGAAACCCUGUGGGGCAGUUCUACUCUGUCCUCUAGGGUCACUGAGUUGGAAUCAACUCGAUGGCAACGGGUUUGGUAAUGGGUUUGGGACUCAUUACACAGUAAGGCCAGAGGAUAGGUCUGAACUCUCAUCAAGUCUUAAAAAAAAAAAAAAAAAAAAUUUUUUUUUUUUUUAAGUAUUAAGUGAGUAUUAAAUCAGACUGUUCUAAAUUUCCUUUUAUAUAUACCUUGAGUUAUCAGUGUUUUUAACUAUGUUUAAUUUUUACUGUUCUCUCUUACACAUUUCCUCCUGAAAUGUGAUCAAAGCCCUUGGGGAGCAUUUCUAUGAUUAUAGGAAGUCUGAGGAAACCAACAGAUUGGAGAAAGAGGGACUCACGCACAAAGAUGCAGGAGGAACAACAGGAGAUAGGUCACAUUUCAUCAGAUCUUAAGAUACCAUGGAUUAUGAAAAAAAAAAAAAAGCAAUUAAAUUACAUACCAUUAAUUUUAAAGCACACCUGUUUCAGAAAUGUGAAAAUAAAAACUGUGUCUUAGGAUUGCUGAAAAAUGGUUCCUUUUCAGAGUUCAAGGGUUCAUCUAACUUGAUGCUUUAUUAGUAUUUACUGAGUUGAACUGAGAUUUUUGGAUAGUCUCAUUAAUUACCCAUCAUAUUCAAUUGAUAAUUCUAUUACUAGCAUAGCAAAAGAUCUAGGUUACAGAUUAUUUAGCAUUUGUAGAGUAUGUGGGACUCACUUUUCCAGUGCUUGCAAUUCUUACCUAUCAAAUGGGUGCUAUUUGCUUUCUAUGUGGAUUUACCUUCCAGGCAAGAGAUGGGAACUUUCUUCUCUGCAGAAAGCGAGUGGUCCCAAGGGAGAAACCUAUUCUGGCAUUUGAGAGUCCAACAGUAAAGCAGCUAUGUUUUCGUUCCAACAUACAUAGAACAGAGCUUCAAAUUUCAUGAAAUAAAAACUGAUAAACUAGGAAAAUUCUCAAUUAUAGUAAGAUUUGAACAUUAAUUGGUAGCACAAGUGGACAGAAAAAAAUAUAGAAGACUUGAAUAGCACUAUCAAUUAACUGGACUGACAUUUAUAGAACAUUCCACCCAACAAUGGCAAUAUACAUUCUUUUCAAAUGCACAUAUUAUAGACUAUAAAAAGUUAAUAAAAAGGAUUAAAAUCAUACAAAUUAUGUUCUGUCACCAGAACAGACUUAAGCUAGAAAUCAGUAACAAAGAACUGAAGAAUCCUCAAAUAUUUGGAAAUUAAACAACGGUUCUAAAUGAGCCAUGGGCUAAUGAGGAAGUAAUAAGGAAAAUUUGAAAAUAUUUUGAAUUGAAUGAAAAUUCCUCAAAAUUUGAGGGAUGCAGCUAAAGCUCAUUAAAUACUCAGAUAAGAAAAAAAGCCCAAAUCUAUGAUCUAAAUAAACUCCCACCUUAAGAAACUACAGCAAACAUUAUACUUAAUGGUAAAUUACUGACAUUAUUCUUUCAGAAAGAGGAAGUAACCUAAGAAUGGAUACUGCCAACUCUUCUAUUCAAUAUAUGGUCAGGUCCAGUGCAAUAAGGCAGGAUAAAGACAUAAAAGGCCUAACAAUUGGAAAGAAAGAAAAUGAACUCAUUUGUAAAUGACAUAUUUGUCUAAAUACAGAAUCCGAACGAGUCUACAAAUUUUAUAACAGUCAAUUACUCAGGGUCUCCAGAGACAAGAUCAAUAUAUACAUAACCAGUUGUAUUUCUAUAUACCAGUGACAAAUACAAAAGAAAAUAUGAUAGCACUGAAACCCACAAAACACUGAGUGAAAUUAAAGAUUUAAAUAAAUGAAUGGAACAUACUAUGUUCUCAAUAUCAAAAGAUGUCAACUCUUAAAAAAUUGAUUUAAAUUUGAUUAAAGCAAUUCCAAUAACAUCCCAUUAGGGUUUUGUUUUUUUUAAUGUCAAGCUGAUUUUACAAUCAAUAAAAUGCAAGGAGCUAAGACAAUCUUGAAUAAGAAUACUGCCUGGUAUUAAGAUAUAAAAAGACAUAACAUUAAGACAUAACGUUGACCCAGGAAUAAACAGACCAAUAGGAAUACAGAGCUCCAAUCAAUUACGACAGUGGCACAGCAGUGCAGCGAGGAAAGGAUGUUCUUUUCAAACAAAUGAAACCAUGUGAAUAGGGUAAACGUAUGAGGAAAAAAGAAUCAAUCUUUACAUCACAGUGCCCACAAUAUAUUUUUGUGAACUGCAAAUCUAAAUAAGAAAGACUUUUAAAACACUCUUAGUAGAAAAUGUAGAAUAACCUCUUGACCUAAGAACAGGCAAAAAAAAAAAAAAGACACAAAGAA